Colletotrichum phormii is the source of this 1503-nucleotide messenger RNA. RefSeq names its product metallopeptidase family M24. Gene Ontology annotation, molecular function: manganese ion binding; metalloaminopeptidase activity. The transcript has 2 exons. The record is from RefSeq and is a predicted model, not a curated record. Gene Ontology annotation, cellular component: mitochondrion. The coding region runs from base 1 to 1503 and encodes 500 amino acids. NCBI's taxonomy places the organism in Eukaryota, Fungi, Ascomycota, Sordariomycetes, Glomerellales, Glomerellaceae. Gene Ontology annotation, biological process: proteolysis.
AUGAACGUCUCACGGCCGGUGAGCCGCGCCCUCCGUGCCGCACCGAGGUUACGCCCGGCAUCACCAUGGCGCCGGCCUCUGCCACCCUCCGCCGCCGUCGGCCGUCAGCUCCGGCCCUACUCCGACGUCUCUGCCGGCGAUUUGCAGUUCGGCCAGCCGGUACAUGAGACUCACCCUCACAUUCUCAAAGCCGGAGAGAUCACACCCGGCAUAACAGCCCAAGAAUACCACGACCGCCGCGCCCGCCUCGCCGAACGCCUCCCAGACAACGCCGUCGCCGUCCUCGCCGCCGCAGACCUCAAAUACCGCUCGGGCGCCGUCUUCUUCCCCUACCGCCAAGACUCCAACUUCCUCUACCUCACCGGCUGGAACGAGGGCGACUCGGUCGCCGUCAUCCGCAAGACGGGCAAGGACUACGGCGACUACGAGUUUCACCUCUUCGCCAAACCAAAGGAACCCGUCGCGGAGCAGUGGAUGGGCGCCCGCAACGGCGUCCAGGCCGCCCUCGACAUCUUCAACGCAGACAAGGCCGACGACAUUGCCCGCAUCGACCGCUGCCUCCCCGAGAUCCUAAAGGGCGCCAGCAGGGUCUACACCGACAUCCCGAAGCCGGGCAGUAGUAGUAGCGGCGAACCCGCGGGCAACGGCAGCAGCAAGCUCGCCAACCUCAUGAACUCGGACAAAUCCUGGUUCCCCUCCGUCCGGACCCCGCUCUACCCCGUCAUCAACCAGCUCCGCGCCAUCAAAUCCCCCGCCGAGAUCGCCAACAUGCGCCGCGCAGGCCAAAUCUCCGGCCGCGUCAUCACGGACGCCAUGCGCCGCGCCUGGACACGCGAAAAAGACCUCCACGCCUUUCUGGAUUACCGCUUCACCGCCGACGGCUGCGACGGCCCCGCCUACGUCCCCGUCGUCGCGGGCGGGCGCAACGGCCUGUGCAUCCACUACGUCGUCAACAACAACACCAUCCCGCAGGACGAGAUGCUCCUCGUCGACGCGGGAGGCGAGUACGGCACCUACAUCACCGAUAUCUCGCGCACCUGGCCCGCCGCCGGGAAAUUCACGCCCGCGCAGCGGGACCUCUAUGAGGCUGUGUUGACGGUCCAGCGGUCCAGCGUCGCGCUCUGCCGCGAGGACGCCAACCUUUCACUAGAUGAGAUCCACGAGCACACCUCGGCGGGGCUGCUCGAGCAGCUUAAGAGCCUCGGGUUCGAAGGGAUCACGUCGCGCGACGUCGACGUGCUCUUCCCGCACCACGUCGGGCACUACGUCGGGCUGGACGUGCAUGACGUCCCCGGGUACGGGCGGCGGACGCCCCUGAAGAAGGGCCACUGCGUGACGAUCGAGCCGGGCAUCUAUGUGCCGGACACGGACCGGUGGCCGGAGCAUUUCCGGGGUAUGGGCGUGCGGAUCGAGGAUAGCAUCUGCGUGGACGAGACGUCACCGUAUAUUCUUACGACGGAGGCUGUUAAGGAGGUUGCUGAUAUUGAGGCUCUGAGAGACUAA